Eutrema salsugineum is the source of this 783-nucleotide messenger RNA. Its product is annotated as protein PLASTID REDOX INSENSITIVE 2, chloroplastic. The transcript is spliced from 3 exons. The record is from RefSeq and is a predicted model, not a curated record. The coding region runs from base 78 to 650 and encodes 190 amino acids. Gene Ontology annotation, biological process: regulation of gene expression. NCBI's taxonomy places the organism in Eukaryota, Viridiplantae, Streptophyta, Magnoliopsida, Brassicales, Brassicaceae.
UACUUGGUAUGACCAAACAGACGUUGCUCUUGCAGAGAUAAAGAUAAGGUUCGAUAGUGAAAGCAAAACCGUUACUAAUGGCUUCUUUACACGAAGCUCUUUUCUCUUCUCGGCUUCAAUUCUAUACGUCUUCCAUUAUCUCUACUUCUUCUUCAUCUUCGUCCUUCCGUUGUGCUCUUCCAGUUUUCUCUAAUCUCUCUUCACCAGCCGCGAGCUCUUGCGGAAUCAAAUCGACCCAGUUUCUUAGGCGGCGUUCUAGAGCCAAAUUGACGGACUUUUCUCUUUCUUCUCUGUCUCGGAGAGGGUUUGUCUGCAGAGCUUCCGAGUAUAAAUUUCCGGAUCCCAUACCGGAAUUCGCCGAAGCUGAGACUGAGAAAUUUAGGGACCAUAUGCUAAAGAAACUAUCCAAGAGAGAUCUUUUUGAAGACUCCGUUGAUGAAAUCGUCGGAGUCUGCACUGAGAUAUUCGGGACAUUCUUGCGCAGUGAGUAUGGAGGACCCGGAACACUCUUGGUCAUACCCUUCAUCGACAUGGCAGAUACUCUCAAUGAAAGGGAAUUGCCUGGAGGUCCCCAAGCUGCUCGAGCAGCUAUUAAAUGGGCUCAGGAUCAUGUAGACAAGGACUGGAAGGAAUGGACCGGUACUGAUUAGUAUUAACCUCGAAUCCUCAAAAUAUAAUUCGUCGGAGUCAUUUAGUUCAGUAGUGAUGUAUCAGAGGAUAGAAGUGUCGUUGUAAAACUCUGAAUUUUGAGAUAUUGGUCUGUUAUAGUGUCUGUUCUAAUAA